This is a messenger RNA of Podospora pseudopauciseta, 1738 nucleotides long. RefSeq lists its product as uncharacterized. Bases 407 to 1738 code for a protein of 443 amino acids. The record is from RefSeq and is a predicted model, not a curated record. The transcript is spliced from 2 exons. Gene Ontology annotation, molecular function: FAD binding. NCBI's taxonomy places the organism in Eukaryota, Fungi, Ascomycota, Sordariomycetes, Sordariales, Podosporaceae. Gene Ontology annotation, biological process: secondary metabolite biosynthetic process.
GCAUCAUAGCCGAACCCCAUUGUCGAGGAGAGAGUGUCGAGGAGAGAGUAGUCCGACACAUUGGGUCAGCCGCAGUUGUCAUGUCUUGAUUCCAUGAUCUCCUGCAGCUUACAUCUGUCAGCGCACCACCACCACAGCCUAUACUUGCCUGGAAUAUGGAAAUAUACCCACAACAGGAAAAUACUCUUGAUGGAGCAAUAUCAUGAACCUGGCCGAAGCUGCAUUCCGUCAUGCGCCAACUGCCCCAACAGGUGUUGCCAAGUGGGUGCACUAGACAUGACCUCCCUUGCCAGAUGUCCCAUCUGAUCCUCUCAAUGCAUUGUCACAAAAAGCCAGCUGACCCCUCUUCUCAAGAUACAAUGAACCUUACACCGCUUGAUUCAUCAUCAAAGACGCAAACAACGCGAUGGGCCUCAAGACUUCAAAACGGCCGUUCAACAUAGCCAUCAUCGGUGGCGGCAUCGCGGGCCUCACCACCGCUCUCUUCCUCCACCACUUCUGCCCCCCAGGCUCAAUCGAGAUCAACAUCUACGAACAAGCAGAACAAUACCGCGAAAUCGGCGCUGGCAUCAACCUCGGCGUCAACGCCACCAAACUCCUCCACCAAAUCGGCCUAGGCGACAAGAUCAACGCUAUCGCUGGCUCAAAAGAUGGUGUUUUCUUCACCCUUCGACGCUGGGACAACAGCGAGGAGAUAACGACCAUCUACUCCAAUGACUCAGGCAAGAUCCGCCAGGCGGCCGUAUCACGGGCGGAGUUGCUCCAGGUUCUGCUCGAUGCUAUCAAGGAGAGAAAAGCAGCGACAUUGCACACAAAGAAGAAGUGCCGGUCCGUCACCAAAACAAAAUCCGCGAUCAAAAUAACCUUCACCGACACCACAACCACCACGUCCUCCCUCCUCAUAGCCGCGGACGGCAUCCACUCCCCCAUCCGCAAUCAAUACCUCCCUCACAGUCCCCCUCUCUACUCAGGCAAGAUAGUUUACCGUGGCCUGUUGCCGUUCUCUGCCUUGCCUACCCCCUGGCCAAUUCAAUCCCAUCAUGUUAUGUGGAUCGGACCAAACAAGCACCUCUUGGUAUACCCCAUCUCCCAAGGCGAAACCCAAACGUUAAAUUUUGUGGGCUGUAUCACCAUCCCGGAGGAAUCCCUCGGAGACCUGAAAGAGUCCUGGUCCGCCACUUGCCCAAGAGCGGAGUUGGAAAGGGAUUUUGGGGAUUGCGAUGGGAUAGUACAGGAACUGAUCAGGUUACUACCGGAGGAGGUGUCAAAGUGGAAGAUUAACGACCGGGAGGCGGCGGAGGGUUGGGUGUUUGAACAGGGGAGGGUGGUGCUAGUUGGGGAUGCGGGACAUCCUAUGGUUCCGCAUCAGAGUGCGGGGGCUGGGCAGGCGGUGGAGGAUGGGUUUGUUGUUGGGAGGGCUAUGGGUGAGUUUAUGAGGCGGGGGGAUGGGAAACUGGAAGAGUGGAUGGGGGUGUAUGAACGGGUGAGGAUGCCGAGGGCGAAUAAACUGCAGGAGACGAGUCGGGGGGCGGGGUAUUUGUAUCAGAUGCAGGCGGAGAGUAUGAAGGGGAUGAGCUAUGAUGAGUCUGUGCCGAUUUUGAGAGAUACGGUGCAGGAGAGGAUGAAGUGGAUUUGGGAGGAGGAGUUGGAGGGGGUGUUUGAGGAGGAGAGGGGGAGGUUGGUUGGAAAGGUGGAGGUGGAGGGGGGGAGGGGAGGAGGGGUUUGUUUUUGUAUGUGA